Molecule: messenger RNA, 1565 nt
Organism: Papilio machaon (common yellow swallowtail)
Lineage: Eukaryota; Metazoa; Arthropoda; Insecta; Lepidoptera; Papilionidae
Product: formin-like protein 14
Exons: 5
Source: RefSeq, a predicted model, not a curated record
GCGGGCGCGUGCGCGAGCGCGAGCACGGGCAGUGUGCACGCGCCGCCUCUCUCCGCCGCCGAGGCGCUGUCCGCGCUGCUGUGGCAGCCUUACGAGUGCCGUUCGCCCCCGCUGCCCCGCUCGCGUACCGAUGGAGCGCUCACCGUGCGCCGGGGGGCGCCCCAGUCGCCGAGCGGCGGUCGUCAUGCACGCGCGUCGUACGCAUCGUACCGCGCCACCACUUACGAGAUGCGGCUGCCCGUGCCGGCGCCAGCGCCGCUGCGCAAGUCGGACUCGGUCUCGGUUCGAGUGCCGGGCGAGCCGAGCCGAGAGAACGUGUCGAAUGUGAACGUGAACAUAGUGCGAGUGGAUUCACCGCCAGGUUUCGAAGUGAACGGUGGCGUGCAAACGGAACGGGAGAGGAGCGUCGCGAGUGCCGAGUGCCAGACGGAAGAGCCAGCGCGGCGGCGCAGGCCGAGGAGAGCGCGAGCGCCGCGCGCUCCCGACCCCGCGCUUGAGAGCGUGCCCCCGCCGCCCUACAGCACGCUGCCGCCGGCCGUGCACCAGUUGCCGGUGCACCCGGUUCCCGUGCCCGUUGCUGUCCCGGUGCCCCCGGCGCCCAUCGUCGCGGCGCACCCUCCGGCGCAUCGGUUCCCCUUUCAGCCGAUCCCACUCAGAUCUGGACGGGGCGCGGCAUACGCGUGCUCCGAAGGUGAAGGCAACGCUCCUAAAUCGUGCUGCGGCCGGCCCCCGCUGAGACUGUGCGUGCUGUUCCUUGGCGUGGUGGGUGCCUGCCUGGUGGCUGCGGGCGCAGUCCUCGGCGCCCUCAGGCCGCAUCCCAGAGCACCUCUCACAUUAUUGCUUCUUAUGAUAGGAAUAGGUGUAGUGCUUGUGACAGCGGCGGGGUUGGCGUGGAGGUUGGGUGCAAGGGACGCGCCGUGCGCGCUGCUGGGGCUGAGGCGAGCGUCAUGCCGGCGCUUCGUGCCGCGACUGCCGCCUAGCUACGCACGCCCACACCAUCCGUACGCGGCCAUGCUCUACCCGGAGUUCCACUACAGGCCGCCCCCACCCACCUACCAAGCUUCAAUGCAGGAGUAUAGACUCAGGUUACUUCUUCUCGAUAGAAGUGCGCCAGCGCUGUCGCCGCCACCUACAUACAGAUCAAACUCAGCCAGUCUAGUCAGAGGAACCACAGCCGCAACGUGGUGCGGCUCGGAGUACAGUGGGCCCCCGUCUUACAGAGCGCCGCGCGCUGAGCCCCCGCCCGCCGUCACCGACGUCCCUUCCCCCAUCGACCUCAAGUACUCAGGGGACGCUAUCGAGUCCCCGCUACCAGAACAGAAGGAUCCUGACGAACAUCUCGUCACCAUAGUGCAUACUGAAGCCCAACCAGUCAUAGUAACAGUGUCAGGCUCACCCGCGCUCAAUGAAACUCACAUCACACAUACCUCUGAAAUCGAUAUAUUAGCCCAUUUAUAACGAAACAUUGGUUACUCUGGAAAAAAGCGUAACGAGGUUUUGAAUCCGAAAAAAAUGAAUACAGUCGACAGAUUGAAACUAAAAUGUUAUAAUGUGAAUAUGUGUAA